GGCAAUAUUUUCUCCUUUUAAAUACAUAUAUUUCUCCCUCCAACUUUCACCAUCUCUCUCUCUCUCUCUCUCUCUCUCUCACACACACACACUCUUUUUCACCUCCAUCACUAAUAAAAUUCUCAAAAUAUAGGACUCCACACCAAAUUUUUUAGUACUUGAAUUUGAUUUACUAGGCUAAUUGCAUAAAGAGAUUUUUUGUUGAUCAACAAUACAAUGGCGAACGGAAACGAUCAAAACCGACAACCCGAAACGGGAAAGAUCUCGAUCGAAUCCAAAUCACCACUUCCAAACUUCCACCAAUCCGUUCGUCUCAAAUACGUCAAACUCGGCUACCACCACUUGAUCUCGCACGCCGUCGUCUACUUAUUCCUACUCCCCUUACUAGCCCUAUUCCCCCUCCAUCUCUCGUCUCUCACGACACACGAUCUACUCCAAUUGUGGGACCUACUCAAAUCCAAUUCCUUCUCGUUUGUCAUUUGCUCCACGCUAAUGGUCUUUCUAGCCACACUUCACUUCAUGACAAGGCCUAGAAAAGUCUACCUAGUCGACUUCGCCUGUUACAAGCCGGAAGAGGUCAUGUGUAGCAAGGAAAUGUUCAUGGACCGGUCGAGACGCGCCGGGACUUUUACGCAGGAGAAUCUGGACUUUCAGAAGAGGAUCAUGGAAAGAUCCGGACUGGGCCAGAAGACCUACUUUCCGGAAGCCCUAAUGCGGGUCCCGGCCAGCCCCAGCAUGGCCGAGGCCCGCAAGGAGGCACAAAUGGUCAUGUUUGGUGCGAUUGACGAUUUGUUGGCGAAAACGGGGAUUAGGGCGAAGGAUAUUGGGAUACUCGUGGUGAAUUGUAGCUUGUUCAAUCCGACGCCGUCGCUUUCGGCUAUGGUUGUGAACCAUUACAAGCUUAGGGGGAAUAUUUUGAGCUAUAAUCUUGGUGGCAUGGGUUGCAGUGCUGGAUUGAUCUCAAUUGAUCUUGCCAAACAGCUUUUGGAGGUCAACAAAAAUACCUACGCCUUGGUGGUAAGCACCGAGAACAUAACCCUAAACUGGUACUUCGGCAACGACCGGUCAAUGCUCGUCUCAAACUGCAUCUUCCGCAUGGGUGGCGCCGCCAUCCUCCUCUCCAACAACCCCACCCACCGCCGCCGCUCCAAGUACCAGCUCCUCCACACCGUCCGCACCCACACCGGCUCCGACCAAAAAAGCCACACGUGCGUCUACCAACAAGAAGACGAAACCCGACAAAUUGGAGUUUCUCUCUCCAAAGACCUAAUGUCGGUCGCCGGAGAAGCCCUCAAGACCAACAUCACCACCCUAGGGCCGCUGGUCCUCCCCACAUCGGAGCAGCUCCUCUUCCUCCUCACACUCGCCGCUAAAAAGAUUCUCAAGAUGAAGAGCAUCAAGCCUUACAUACCCGAUUUCAAGCUCGCGUUCGAGCAUUUCUGCGUGCAUGCGGGCGGGCGGGCGGUGCUCGACGAGGUCGAGAAGAAUCUCGAUUUGAGCGAGUGGCAUAUGGAACCUUCUAGAAUGACUCUUUAUCGAUUCGGGAAUACUUCGAGUAGCUCUUUGUGGUAUGAGUUGGCUUAUUGUGAGGCUAAGGGGAGGAUUAUGAAGGGGGAUAGGGUUUGGCAAAUUGCGUUCGGGUCGGGCUUUAAGUGUAAUAGCGCGGUUUGGCGGGCUUUGAAGCGGGUCGACCCGGUUCGGGAGAAGAAUCCUUGGAUGGAUGAGAUUGAUGAUUUUCCGGUUGAGGUGCCGAGGGUGGCGAAUGUAAAUUAAUUGAUUCUUAAAUUUGAGAGAAAAUAAUAUGUGUAAUUAUUUGUUUAAUUAAUUCAUAAAUAUUUUACUUGAAGGAAGUUAUAACUUUGUUGUAUUGAUAUCAAUUAAAUGCAGUUUAUGAAAUUUAAGAUGUCCGA
Erythranthe guttata (spotted monkey flower) is the source of this 1910-nucleotide messenger RNA. RefSeq names its product 3-ketoacyl-CoA synthase 11. The record is from RefSeq and is a predicted model, not a curated record. Gene Ontology annotation, biological process: fatty acid biosynthetic process. Gene Ontology annotation, cellular component: membrane. Lineage: Eukaryota; Viridiplantae; Streptophyta; Magnoliopsida; Lamiales; Phrymaceae. Gene Ontology annotation, molecular function: acyltransferase activity, transferring groups other than amino-acyl groups.